This is a messenger RNA of Dicrocoelium dendriticum, 738 nucleotides long. The record is from the annotation of a GenBank genome assembly. Lineage: Eukaryota; Metazoa; Platyhelminthes; Trematoda; Plagiorchiida; Dicrocoeliidae.
AUGAUCCAGAACGCUUCCGCGCCUGGUCUGGUCCAGGUGGUCGCAGCCCCCAAGCCGCAACCUUCUGAGCGGCUCUCCCAACUCAACCGAGCGAAGUCCCCACCCUAUCCGUGCCGAUUCUGUGGUGCAGGCCAUUUCCACCGAGAUUGCAACUUCCGACAGCAUCGAUGCCAACGUUGUGGCAGGGUGGGGCACCGUGAUGGAUACUGCUAUCCUACGUCACACAAGGGAGCCAAACCUGGGCUGGCUCAACCUGGGCUGGCCCCCACCCGCAGACCCGCACAACCCAAGGGGACCAAACCUGGCCUGGCCCCCACCCACAGUCAAACGAAGAGGUCACGAUCCAGACGCAAACCCAACACUGGCCCGGUUGGCAGCUCCAUGAGCUUGCUGGCCACAUUCCAAGUCAAUGCUGAUCGCAGGAAGUUCGUCGACGUCCAGAUUAAUGGCCAGACCGUCCGCUUGCAGUUGGACACUGCUUCGGACAUCACGAUCGUCUCCGAGAAACUCUGGCGAUCCCUUGGUAGUCCACCAGUCCAGCCAACCCUUCAAUCCGCUACCAGUGCCCGUGGUGGCCACGUGCAGCUAACUGGGCAGCUGCAUUGUACCGUCUACUUUCGAGGUGUCACAUUCGACGGGAUCUGCUACAUCGCCAAGGCAAACCUCAAUCUACUUGGUCUCGAUUGGCUCGAACACCUUGGCAUGGCCGAUCUACCUAUCCGAACCAUCUGCAGCGCG